AUGGGCGACCUUCAACUUGUCACGGGAUUCUCAAUCCUGAUCAGCGGUGCUGUUCAACUGGAUUGUGGCCUCACUGUCUAUGAAUGGCAAAUUGUCGUCUAUCUGGCAUGGUUCUCUUGUCUGACUCAUUUGUCUUGUCUUAUGGUCAUGCGAAGCUACCUUCACGUCCACACCGUUGGAAGGACCUGGAGGCUGGUCGCGAUGGGUGUACUUGCCAUACUGCUGAUAGUCGGGCUACUUCCCACAGCUAAUUAUGGCCAUCUUUAUAAUCAACGCCCUGGCCCUUCAGAUUAUGCCAAGUGCUAUUUGAAAGUUCGGCGCUCCUCGGGUAUAACACUUUGCUCAAUGAUCCUUUCGGUCUUGACCAUAGCCAUUGGGUUCAUUUCUCGCGUGAUGAAGUUACACAAAAUGCUGUCCGUCACGCUUUGGGGAGGGCUUAGAAUUCGGACCAGUCAUAGGAGUCGAGCUAUACUGCGUGUCAUCUACCGGUGGAGUGUCAAAAGUGGCCCCGCGCAAGGAUUGAGCUUCUCUCUGGUAUAUCGACCUCUGUUGGCAGUGUUCCUUGCAGCACGUUUCUUAUUAGACGCAUGGGUUUCCAUGUUUGUAGAGGCGCUGUGGCUGUUCAUUGCUUUUUUCUGGGGUGUUGUCCGUCUUCUGACUGCACUCAACGAUACUCCCAAGGAUCAAGAUUUGUGGACAAAGACCACAGGGCAGAAAGAAGGUAAUUGGACUUUCGGACAAGUUGUGUCCUUGGUGCUACUGGUGGCACCUCUCAUGAGCUUGUUGGAAUAUUUCGACCAGGGUAUGUCUCUUUCGACGCUGUAG
Messenger RNA from Penicillium salamii, 825 nucleotides. Lineage: Eukaryota; Fungi; Ascomycota; Eurotiomycetes; Eurotiales; Aspergillaceae. The record is from the annotation of a GenBank genome assembly.